This is a messenger RNA of Sphenostylis stenocarpa, 195 nucleotides long. Lineage: Eukaryota; Viridiplantae; Streptophyta; Magnoliopsida; Fabales; Fabaceae. The record is from the annotation of a GenBank genome assembly.
GUAGGAAUCGCGAAUCUCUUCGUCUGCGACCUCUUCCUGCUAAGUGCUCUUUCUCUCUCUCCGGUUUCGACGCGAACUCUCACUCUCGCUCUCUCUGCUCAACACGAUUGUAGGGUUCCGUCUUCGCGCGAAUUACGUAACAGUCGUGAUCAACCAAGUUCGAAUCUCCGCGUUUCUCGUAGAUUGCUUGCUUAG